Molecule: messenger RNA, 1332 nt
Organism: Rotaria sp. Silwood1
Lineage: Eukaryota; Metazoa; Rotifera; Eurotatoria; Philodinida; Philodinidae
Source: the annotation of a GenBank genome assembly
AUGGGCAAAGCAGUAUCGAAAUUGACUCGAUCAUUAGGUUUUUCUGAUAAUAAAGCUGAUAAUGCUGCAAAUGAUCCUGAAAUACCAUCAGCACCUAAUCCUCCACAAUGGGAUACAACAAUUGAUCAAUUAUUUGGCGAUGCACCUCCUGAUGACAAUGUUAUUGGUCCACCAUAUAUUCCAGAUGUUCCUAUAAAACCAAGAAGACGACGAAGACCACCACCACCACCUCCAUCAAUCAUAAAUCGUGGUAGAAGAAGUCAUCGAGGAGCCGUACAUUCGUUGAAAACACCUAUUGUACCAGAUAUUCCUAGAAGAUGUGCUACAGGUAGAGCACACGCAAUAAAUGCACCAUUUGGUGUAAAUCGAAGACCAAUUGUUGUACCAGCGCCAAUUACUGAACGUGAAAGAUCAACUCGAAUAGCUGCUUCAACUAAUUUUAAACGACGACCAUCAAGUCGUCGAAGAAGACCAUCAUCACAACGUAGUCAACGUUUACAAGAAUUACUUCAGUGUCCUGUUUGUUUGACACCAUAUACUGAACCUCGUCUUCUUCCAUGUGGUCAUACUUAUUGUGAUGAAUGUCUCAAUCGUUUAAUGCAAAAUAAUAAUGAUGUCGUGACUUGUCCAGAAUGUCGAAAACAACAUUUAGUUCCUGAAGAUGGUGUUUUCCCACCUAAUUUUGUUGUUCGUAAUCUUCUUGAUGAACAAGCUAUGUCAACAGGUUCAAGACUAAUGACAUCAGGCAAUCUUUCGUUGAAUACUGGGGCGACGGCUAAAUGUACAACAUGUGAGACAUUUGCACCCUUACGUCUAUGUCGUCAUUGUAAUUUCAUGGUAUGCGAUAGAUGUUUACGAGCACAUCGAUACGAACUUGUUCUAUUUUUUGAAUUUUUUUUUAGUGGUAAACUAAUACAAUUUUAUGUAGCUGUACGUAAAAUAACUCCAACUAAUUCUCAAGUAAAACGUUUAACAAUUGAAAUGCCUGUGGGUAAUUAUGUUCGAGAUGCAUGUGAAACACUUAUACAACGUAUAGCGGAACGUGAACAAUUGUCAUCAAUGACAAAUCAACUUGUACUAGAAUGUGGUGAUAAACGUUUAAGACCUCAACGAACAUUAGCUUCAUAUGGUGUGCAAAAUGGUGAUCUACUUUUUCUUUUUAAUCCUGAUCAACGACUUAGUUUUCUUGCUUAUGAAGAUGAAGAAAGUUUAUCUGGAUUAUCAUCGUUGCCUAAAAGAGAAAAUCCUCGACUUAGAUCAAAUAGUUAUAAUAGUAGUACAAGUGAUAUUCGAACAACAACAUCAAAUGACAUGAUUUAUAAUCAUCGAUAA